Messenger RNA from Monopterus albus (swamp eel), 3385 nucleotides. RefSeq names its product voltage-dependent calcium channel gamma-4 subunit-like. The record is from RefSeq and is a predicted model, not a curated record. Gene Ontology annotation, cellular component: postsynaptic density membrane; voltage-gated calcium channel complex; AMPA glutamate receptor complex. The coding region runs from base 439 to 1413 and encodes 324 amino acids. Gene Ontology annotation, biological process: calcium ion transmembrane transport; positive regulation of synaptic transmission, glutamatergic; neurotransmitter receptor internalization. Lineage: Eukaryota; Metazoa; Chordata; Actinopteri; Synbranchiformes; Synbranchidae. The transcript is spliced from 4 exons. Gene Ontology annotation, molecular function: channel regulator activity; voltage-gated calcium channel activity.
UUAAAAGCCAUUGACGUAGCGCUCUUUAGAAAUGGGUUUUAACAGAGGCGCAGUCUGUGUAGGAACAGGGGAAAGUGUUUUGAGACCAGGAAAAGCGGACAAACGGAGAAAUGAAGUGGUGAGCAGGUUUGAAGUGUUCUGAAUUGGUACAUGAUGUUGCUGUCGUGCUGUCCUGCACGCUUCAAACCUGUGUGGAGCCCCUGAGUGGGCACAGCUGGUGUCCUCUCCAGCUCAAAACCAUUUGGGUCUGAGCACCAGGUGAACGUUUCAGAUAAUAUCCAUACUUUUUCUUCGUCAUCUGGGCUACACACACCACCUUUAGCAGAGGAGCGAAGAGUGUGGACACACCUAAACAAAUAUGACCAAAGGAUCCGCGCCCUGACGCGCUCCGGUGCUUGCAUGUUGGAACGGUGAGAGUGUGGACUAGCAUGAAGCGCCAUGGCUUGGUGUGACCGCGGGGUUCAAACACUGCUGGCCACGGUGGGGGCUUUUGCUGCUUUCAGUCUGAUGACCAUCGCCAUCGGCACGGACUACUGGCUCUACUCGCGAGCGUACAUCUGCAACAGCACCAAUGCCACCACAGAUGAGACCCAGUCACAACCCAAAGCCAAGAAGGGCGAUCUCACCCACUCCGGGCUGUGGAGAAUCUGCUGUAUUGAAGGCCUCAAUCAAGGCAGCUGUUACAGAAUCAACCAUUUCCCUGACGAUAACGACUAUGACACAGACAGCUCUGAAUACCUGCUGCGCAUAGUUCGUGCCUCCAGUGUGUUCCCCCUCCUCAGCACCAUACUUUUAAUGCUUGGAGGGCUGUGUGUCGGGGUGGGCCGACUCUACAACAAGACAAACAACGUCGUCCUCAGUGCAGGCAUUCUCUUUGUAGCUGCAGGCCUGAGCAACAUAAUUGGCAUCAUCGUCUACAUAUCCAGUAACGCAGGAGAUCCUAGUGAUAAACGUGAUGAUGACAGGAAAUAUACCUACUCCUAUGGCUGGUCUUUCUACUUUGGCGCCCUCUCCUUCAUUGUCGCUGAAACUGUGGCUGUCCUCGCCAUCAACAUCUACAUUGAGAAAAACAAGGAAGUUCGCUGGAAAGCGCGUCGCGAGUUUAUUCGUUCACUCUCCUCCUCUUCCCCGUACUCGAGGAUACCGAGCUUCCGCUACCGCCGGCGGACGUCACACACCAGCUCUCAUUCUACAGAGGCUUCCCGCGAGAACUCACCAGUGGUGGGUCUGAAGAGGGCACCAUCUAACAGUGGGCCCCUGGAUGAGAUGUCUAUGUACGCCAUGGCGAGGGACAGUGUGACGGAGAACACGUACAGCCCUGAACAUGAGGCGGCUGCUGAGUUCCUCCAGGUCCAUAACUGUUUCCCCAAUGAUUUAAAGGAUGGGGUGAAUCGCAGGACCACACCAGUGUGAGCGGCGUAUUGCUGGACUUGAGAUUCACCUGGAAGAGGACAAAUGGGAGAUGAUGAUAAAGUCAGUGGGCUGACCUGUUGGAGCCUGGCUGCUUGUGAUAGCCUGCAUCUUAGAGCCCUAGUUUUCAGAGAGACUGUCCUUUGUUGAAAGGACCAGAGGGAGAUGAAAGUACAGUCAGCUGGAAAGAUGAGCCAAUUAAGAGAGUUUAUUUAUCUGCUUUUAGAGACCAUCAAAGCAGGAUAGAGUUACCAUUGUCUGUGCUGUAGCCAAUGCAAAAUUAGUGUUAUCUUUCAACUGUGUCAAAAUGCUUAAACGAGCGAUGUGUGGACCACAGCCCUUGUUUGCGUGAUGGUCCCUGCACAUUUUGGGUAAACUUGAGGGUGAAGCACUUACGCGUGCCAAUCAGCAGGAUUCUACCUGUAAAUUAUUUAACAAGGUGCUACAUGAAAUGUGCUCUUCAACAUGACAGUGUUCCAUUUGUGUGUGAAGUCAGAAUGUGGACCUCUCUCCAAAGUUUGUUAGGUCUUGCCUUAUAAUCUAAUUAAUUGCAGGUUUGAAAGAGAGGACAGAGGCAGACUCUCUCUUUGGAAUGAUAUAAAUCCUUUUAAAGAAACUCUGAUUAGAAUAUUUUAACAUGGUUUUGGGAGUCAGUGUUUUUGCAAAACAAGUGACUUGCUAAGUUGUAUGAAUUGAAUAUUUAGUAUUUUAUUUGAUUGCUCUCCAACCUGUAUGAAUGGUUUUGUCUCCCUCACUGCCCCUUCUGUAAUCCUAUUCUUCUCUGACAUUUUUCAGAGGAAUGAAAUUUCAUCUUGUCAGUGGAACACCUCUGUUCAGUGACCCCUUUUUUUUAUUCACUUCCAUAUCAGCCUGCCUUUCUUCCAUCACACCCCCUGAUGGAUGUGACAUUGUGUACAUUAUGUGCCUGUCAGCAGAGAAGAGCAGCUGACGAGAAGGCUGUGCCCAGAACUGUGAAGACAGCGCAGGUCAGGACUGCUAGUCGGUCUGCCUGCCCCCCCUCCUCAUGUCAAACAGAGGCCCCGGACAAAAACAAAGGGAGCUGUCUGCAACCGCCUCCCUAAAGGAUUUGGUUUUAAUAACGGGGGCUGCACUGUCGUCCUGCAUGUCCAUCUUUGCUUUUUGUUUGUUUGUUUUUUAGGUUUUCUCAGGAAAUACUGGGUUUUUGUGGCAGGUUUAACUUUUGAAGUCUUCUCCUUGUUUUGUGGUAGUGCUAGAAAAUGAACCUGUGAUACAAGAUACCAUGACUGUAUUUAGAGGCUACUAUGAGUGUUUGCUUGCUCCAAGAACCAGCUGGGGUGGGUUUUCAUCAGUCUUAGGGCUAUUUAGCUGCCUCUGGUUUGGCAAGUGGGCUUACUCAACCACAGUGUAGUGUUUGAUUGUAUUUAGUGUGUUUGAUAUUCCAUUAGAGAUACCUAAACUAGUGUAUUUAAAAAAAAAGCUAACUAAAAAAGCCAUUUAUAUAAUCCAUUCUGAGUAGAGAGCUUACACUUUUAUAUUACAGUGUCAGAAAAAAAUCCAAAUGUAAAGCUGUAAACUUGUAUAUAAAAGUACAAUUAAAAAAACGAAACAAAAACACUGAAUAAGCAAAAAUGUGAAACAUUAUUUAAAGCAUUAUUUUACUGGCAAUGACAUUGGUCGUAGAAUUCAAUUUACCAUUUUUUAUUCAGGUAAACACACUUGGGUUUUGUGUUAUCAGUCAAUAAAGUAAAUCAAAGUAUUAAAUAUUCUGUUGUGUUUAAGGUGAAGUACAGUUUUUUUCUAUUGUGUGUAUGUCGCAGCUGUACUUUACUGAAUGUGCUGAUAUAUUAUUUAUGGCUUACUAUUGAUAAGCACAUUUUCAAUUUUAUUGUAAAUUUGAGAACAGAAGGGAAGAUGCUAAGUGGAGUAUAAGGAGGUGUGUAAUAAUAAAUAAUAAUUACAGGGAAAGAAACUGAGGCACUUGUUGUAUUAUACA